UGCCCUAACUUUGGAGUAUCGCCAUCUCAGGCCGCAGGCACGAUCUGCGUUACUUUAUCAAGGCCAUGGUAAUAAAAUUAACGAUCCUGCCUUUGUGGAGAUUACUUUUGAUAAUACAGACAAAAAGUUGCCGGUGAAUGCUGAUACGGUAGUGUUUCGGAGAAUGAUUGCGGCCAAGAAGGAUAAGUUCUACUGCAAUGGGAAAGAAAUUUCAAAUGCAAAACAGUUUCUAGAUGUGGCUGGUUUUAUGAACCCAUAUUUCAUCGUUAGACAAGGUAAAGUACAAGAGUUGGCAGUAGGAACUGAUGCAUUCCGAUUAAAAUUGCUGGAGGAUGUCACGGGAUCAACGUCGUACGAACAAAAGUUGGAGGAUUAUCGCAAAUCUGUUGACGAUGGUGACGCCAAAAAGACUGAGAUGGAAAAAUGUCUGACAGACCUCAAAGAUAGACAGGAUAGCCUUGCAAACGAAGCAACCGAAUUGAAACAAUAUUUGAAAUGGGAUUCUAAGCGACGUUCGAUAGAGCAAAUUUUGAAUCAACGGGAAAUGGCGUCAGCCCAAACGGCGUUAAAAUCAUGUGAAGCAGAACGUGAGAAGGUGUCAGAGCAAGUGGAACCUAUUCAAAAAGAAUGGCAGGAGCUCAAAAAAGAUGAACAAACCGUCACUCAGAAUCUUGCAAAUGUUGCAUCUAAAUAUGAAAGGGUUCAGGCGAAGCGUGAAAUUGUGGACAGCGAAGUUUUGUCUCUGGUGUCUGAGAAGGAACGCUUAAAGAACUUGCGCGAAGAAUUUUUAAGCCAAAGCAAAAAUUUAUCAAAGAAGCAAGUAAAUGCACAGUUAAAAAAGUUACAGAGCGUACUUUCUGAAAUGGAAUUAGAAUUAGCUGAAGCUAAAAAUGAGCUUGAACUCGCAAAAUCAAAUGAGCUGAAUGUAGAACAAAGGGUAAUUUCCAAAGAUAGCAAGUUGAGAAUCUUAGAAUCACGUCUUGGAGGUGAAUUUCUAGAUUCCAAAGAGAUCGUCGUAUUAAUUUCAAACAUUAAGAAGGACAUCGAAAAGAAUUCUAAAAAACUUGAUUCAAUGAAAAAGACUCUGGCAACACUAGAAAACUCGAAGAAAACUGUGACUCGAAACUUGGAGGGUAUUCAAGAGGAGCAUAACAAUAUCCGAAUAGAACUAGCAAAGCUUCAAAAGGCUUCAACUCACCCAGAUGCAGAACUUUUUAAAGCAGAAAAGGCUAGAAGAGAAAUGUGGAAAACCCUUAAUGAAGUUGAACAGAAAAUGUCAAAUGAAAAAGGGGUCCGGCUAGCACUUAUGGAACAUCUCCAAAGGAAAGUAGGCCGAGAAGCAAUCAACGGGUGGGAGGGAGUACACUUGGCGAUCGAAGAAUUGAGAAAGAAUGGGGAGGACGAAAUUGUCGAAGGGUAUUAUGGACUGGUUAUUGAAAAUAUCGAAUGUGAAGACAGUUUCGACCUAGCAGUGGAAACAGCUGGCGGAAUUAAGCUAUUUAAUCAUGUUGUAAAGAAUCGAAAAGUUGGCAUGCGUAUUCUUAAGGAGUUUAAUCGACUCAAAUUAAGAGGAGCUCCUACCUUUAUUCCAAUUGAUGAUAUACAAGUACCAGUCAUAACUUAUCCCCCAGAUCAUCGGGACCAUCGUCCUUUGAUGAACGACAUUAAUUGCUCACCCGGGUUGGAAAAACUUGUCAGUUUUAUUUUUGGACCAAUUUUGCUAUGCAGAGAAUUAUCUGAUGCCACAUCCCUUGCUAAGAUUCAUAAAAUCACUUGCGUAACUACUGCGGGUGACAAGGUAUUCAGGACUGGACCUAUUAGUGGUGGUUAUAUGGAACUAGGCUUGGGAAAGUUGGAACUCCAACGAGCAAAAGCAAAGUCAGAUCAGAGUCUCGAGUCUCUUUCACAUCGGAAAUUUAAUGCGGAAAGCCAGUUGGAAAAACUAGAAAAGCACAUUGCUGAAGCCGGUUCGGCGUCGGUAAAUAGGGAGUCUAAAAAAUGUGUUUUAAUGGCGAAAAAGGAUGACUCGGCAUGCAAGCUGAAACGUUUUGAAGUCGAGCUAAAAUCGAUAGAAGUGUCAUUUACCAAUACUCAAAAAGAAACUGAACGAUUAUCACGUGAAAUUUACGAACUCACCUGUCGGAAAACCAACUAUGAAGCAGAAUUGGAGCGACAAAGCCAAUCUACCCCGUCUCAGAGUGAUCGUAAAAUGGUCUCCAACCUUAGAAAUAAACUAAAGAAACUAACGAAAGAGAAAAAAGAGAUAUUUUCAAAAAGAAUGAACAUAGAAAAGGUUAUUACAUCUCUAACUCUGAAAAUUCAACAACAGCACACUCUGGUUGAAGAAGAGCGUUUCAAAGAGCUAGAACUCCACUCUAGUCAAGAACAUGGACAAAGACUAUCUGAUAUCAACGAAAUGAUAGAUUCCAUUACGGAUCAAAUUAACAAGAAGAUCAGCGAAUCGAACAAUAUCGCUGAAUCCAUACCACAGUUGGCCGCAAAGAGGUCCAAAUUAAAGGCACAAUUAGAUAAUCUUGAUGAUAAGGAAAAGAAAAUAAUGAAAUCCCGAAAUCAAGUCGAGAGACGUUUGGACAAGUUAUGUACUGAGGCGCUUGGGUUGAACCAGAAGCUUCAAGAAAUUACUGAAGCAGGGACAAAAUUUGCAACUGUACCGGGGGAUUCUAAUAAAUUUCAAAACGAAUCAUCAAAAGUUCUUUAUGAAAAAUUAAAGAAAAUUAACAAGUACAUUGGUGGCGUGUCUGGUGUCAACCAGAAAGCUGCAGAACAAUACCAAGAACUCGUGGAACAGUAUGCAGCCUUCAAGGAAAAUUUAGAACAACUUUGUACAGCUCGAGAUGAAAUGGAUCAGUUGGUUGCUGACCUUGAAGAAAAAAGAGCAGAUGCAAUUCUCAAAAAUUUUCGUGUUCUUCAACAACAGUUUAAAGAAAUUUUUUCACAGAUUGUCCCCAAAGGUAUCGCAGAGUUGAUUUUGUACGGCAAAAACUUUCACGUGGAUUCUGAAACUUUAGAUUCGGACAAGAUUCGCAAGCUUUUGGGACGCGGAGUUGCAGAGGGUUUAAAAAUCAAUGUCAAUUUCAUUAAUAAUCGUCUUCCAGAAAUGUGUAAUAUAAUUCAGCUUUCUGGUGGUCAGAAAUCUGUCGUCGCAUUGUGCUUAAUCUUAGCAAUCCAGAAAAUUGAUCCAGUUCCAUUUUACUUAUUUGAUGAGGUGGACCAGGCCUUGGAUCCGCAGUACCGUGCUGAAGUAACAAAGGUCAUUCAUGGUUUGUCAUCCGAAUUUAAUCUUCAGUUCAUUUGCACUACUUUCCGACGGGAGUUUUUAUCCGAUGCGGACAAAUUUUAUGGGGUUUCUAUGACAAAUAAGUGCUCGACCGUGAGACCAGUCGAUAUUCACGAAGCCGUGACCUUCGUUGAACAUUCAUCUCAGCCAGAAUAAUUAGCUCUUAAUUUAUUAAUAUUUCAUACACCCAACUUUAAUUUUUAUAUAUGUUUGGUUUGUUUCAUGCAAAUUAGCAAUUUUGCAAUGUUGAAAAUUAUGCAUUUGCUAGUAAAAAUAAAAUAUGUAUUUCAAUAAUA
Messenger RNA from Folsomia candida, 3594 nucleotides. Its product is annotated as structural maintenance of chromosomes protein 3. Gene Ontology annotation, biological process: mitotic sister chromatid cohesion. The coding region runs from base 164 to 3454 and encodes 1096 amino acids. Lineage: Eukaryota; Metazoa; Arthropoda; Collembola; Entomobryomorpha; Isotomidae. Gene Ontology annotation, molecular function: protein binding; cohesin loader activity; ATP hydrolysis activity. Gene Ontology annotation, cellular component: chromosome. The transcript has 18 exons. The record is from RefSeq and is a predicted model, not a curated record.